Messenger RNA from Physcomitrium patens, 3462 nucleotides. RefSeq names its product putative serine/threonine-protein kinase PBL7. The record is from RefSeq and is a predicted model, not a curated record. NCBI's taxonomy places the organism in Eukaryota, Viridiplantae, Streptophyta, Bryopsida, Funariales, Funariaceae. Gene Ontology annotation, molecular function: protein binding; ATP binding; protein kinase activity. Gene Ontology annotation, biological process: protein phosphorylation.
GUACAACUGAAUCCCACACUGAAGUCUGUGGAGUGAGUUAUGUCCUGAGCAUCGGAAAGCGUGCCCGUGUGCGUCGUUAAUGACCCUCUUAAUGAUGUAUUCUUCUUAUCAGAAUAAGUAUUUAGCUGCACUAAGAUAAUUUUUUUUAUAAAACUACACAUCCCAGAGCAAUAUGGGGAAAAAUUCCAUGAUCGAUCACCGUAUUUCUAAAGGAAACUUGAAUAGAAGAUCGGUUUUUAAUGGGAGCUAAACCACGUCUAUUAACUAACACAUAGAGGAAAGCGGCUGCCCAGAGUUUGAUGCUGAAGUAUGUAAAAUUGUAGUGUAAGUUGUGGUCUCAAGCGUCGCGGAUGGUGAUCACCAGUGAGCCUUGCGUCAACGGCUACGCCGGCGUGGAUAAUUGACGUCGUGACGAGUUGUUAGUAGGUUCUUUGACUAGGUAAGAAUUAAGCAAAAAAUCUGAUGGAGUCUGGCACAAUUACCUGCAGCUUCAAUUCGAGUGUCAUUGCCAUGAAUGCUUUCCAGGGAGCCAGAUCCCCCAUACAGAGUCAAUGCAAAGCUGCAGGCUAGAGCUCUAGUACAUUCAAACCUGGCAGCCGUGCUGGAGGGUGGGGGAGAUUCAUAGUAUGGACGUCGAUGAGAUCCACUGUGACCUUUCUUCAUGCUUUCACGUGCUCGCUGCUUCAAACUUCAAACUUCAUGCUGCGUGUGAGAGCUGCUAUGUGUACGUGAUAUAGUGUUGGCGACUGAUGUCGGUUUUGUUUGUCGAAAGCCUCACGCUGGGUUCAGGCUUCAGGAGUGCCAGGGACACGAUAACUCUCGACAUGAUGCUUGUGUGGGAGUACAUCGUUGUAGAAUUGGAGUAAUCUCACUGGCUAGAGAUGACUACCAGGAGUCCCUUCACUAUCAAAUAGGUUGCGUCGUCAGUGAGUUGCACUUAUUGUGUUGAUUUGUUGCUUCUGUGUGCUUGUCAACCCACACUUCGAAAGCUUGGCCUUAUUAAAUGCAACAGAUGCCUCAUGAUUUUUUAAUCUUCCGUAGGAAUGUUGGAGGCAUUUUAGCAAUUUGAAGGUUUGCUCCGUACGUCAGUCGAUCGUAAGUACUGUGAAAAUCGUAGUUGGAUUGAUGUCGUCCCCUUUCGAGGCACUACUGUUGUGAUCGAUCCCUCCAACUGGUAAUUCUUCGAAAUAUACAUUGAUUCUUACUGCUGAUAGUGCUAGUGCAAGGAUUCAGGGGGAGCUCUCUGCGGCCCAGAGCUGGAUGCAGCCGUGAUGCAACAACCUCUGGAUCGCGGCUUUAAAUGGAAUUGAUCAUAUAUGUGGUGUUUAGAAUGCAUGGAAGCUAGAAGACGACGUCAUGACAGUGCCCUGACGGAGACGCUAUCUGGUGAAAUGCCAACCGUGCACACAAUGCCGGUUAGGCCACUCAUGUUGCUCUUCGUUGCGUUGAUUUUGUGCCUCCACCCCCAUGCCUCCGCCACUCCCUCAGAGGCUGCGGUGUUUGCCCAACUGCGGGACAUGUGGAAGGCAGCUCCCAGCGUCGUCAAGUUAUGGGUGGAGGCUGUGGACGCUUGCCAUGGACCCUGGCCCGGCGUCGGAUGUGCACUGAGCGACAGACCGAAUGUGCAAACUCCGUGCUCCAUUCUCUAUUCGAACUGCACCGUCAUUACUUUAAAGAUUCCCAACGGAAACCUAACUGGGGACAUUCCACUUAUUCUUGCGGGACUGUCCAACCUUCGGCACCUGGAUCUUCGAGGGAAUUUACUGAAAGGAAGGGUGACACCCGAGCUCCUCAAUAGCUUCCCGAAACUUUCUUUUCUCAACUUGUCGGAGAAUUAUUUCACUGGGACAAUCCCGCCAGCGCAGGAUGCGCCGUUCAAGUUUGGCGCGUGGACGAAAAAUUGCUUCUCUUCACAGAGCUCCUGCCGCCUUGCAUCGCAGAUGCGAUCCAUUGAAGAGUGCAAGCAGCACACAUCCCUACAGCUUCAACCCUGUGUUUCCUGGACUCGGACGCACCUGCUUCUGCUCAUCACAGUCGUUCUCAUUUGUCCCAUGGUGGUGAUAGCAGCAGUGUCCACCAUAGCUGUCCUUUACUGGCGAAGCCGCUCAAUGGAAGCCGAUCAGUUCUGGCAGCUCAAAUCCUCAAUGAGAGCAAACAUAGAGGAGCCCUCCCAGCCCUCUAUAUGCCGUCAAUUCACGUACCAAGAGCUCGACUCUGCGACGAACGGCUUCCAUCCCAACUCCCUCCUGGGCGGGGGCACGACAGGGUUUGUGUACCAAGGGAAGCUGGAAGAUGGUACCACCGUGGCGGUGAAGCAGCUCGACACACGAAACUCGGGAAUGCUCGUCAAUGACGAGUUCUGGAACGAGGUAAAGGUGCGUGGCAUCAUCCGGCACCCCAAUGUAGUGGCACUGCAAGGAUUCUUCAAGGGAAUUGGCGGCUGCGAUCCCAUGCUGGUGUGUGAUUACAUGCCCAACGGGUCCGUUCUCGACCAACUUUUGAGUGACGACACGUUCCUGCGUUGGCCUCGACGGUACAGCAUCGCCCAUGGCGCAGCGGUUGGGUUGGAGCAUCUUCACGAGCACUGCACGCCUCCGAUUAUCCAUGGAAACCUUAAACCUAGCAACAUCCUCCUCGACAGAGAUUACACAGCGCGAGUGGGGCAUUUCGGAUCCGUGCGCAUGGCGAAAGUCUCCCACCGGACUGUGAUUUCAACGCUCGGGUUUGUGGAUCCGGAGUACGGCGUGACCGGGAAACUCACCGAGAAGAGCGACGUCUUCAGCUAUGGCAUGCUGUUGUUGGUUCUCGUCAGUGGGCGGCGCAUGCUGCAAUCGCAGCCAUCAGGGAAGCCGCAGUUGCUCAACUGGAUGCAGCUUCUUGCGAAAGCCGAGCUGGCUGACCUCGUGGAUCCACGUCUGGAGGGUAAUUUCGAUAAACACGAAGUGAGCUUGUGUGCACAGAUAGUCCUCUUGUGCACUCGCAUCCAGCCUGAGCUUCGACCCACCAUGUCCGAGGUGCGGCGCAUUCUCGAAGGAACUAUGCAAGUGCCCAUCUCUGGAAGCUUGGAUACUCCCAUGACAUCCUCGCACACCAGCUUUGUUACCAUGAGCCACUUCUCAGGCAGCUUCUACGGCACUAGUGAAAGUCUCUAAGCGCAGUAACUGUAGUAGAUCGUCCAAUUUCUACCCCAACACGUGCAAAUUAUCACUAUCAAAAGUGAUUCGAUGUCCAUAGUUGAUUGUUAUAUUAUUGCACAGAAGAUGGUCUACUCAAAAGUUGACAACAUGUGAAUCCGAUUGAAGUAAUAACGAAAUUGCAAAAAUCCUAGACCAGUACAGUCUGGUGUACUGGAGUGUAGAGCAAUGGGGUAGAUUCUCAUUAAGUGUGCACUUCAAGCGCAUUUGACCUCCAUAGACAGCAUUGAAUAAAAUAGCUUAUAUCCUACAGCUACAAUUCAAGCUA